UUCCAUGUUUUAAAACAAAAACUUCUUUACAUUUUUUCCCAGGGUCUAAUAUUGCAAAGAGGAGCAACCCUAAUUUGCAGUGCUAAACCCCUCUCCGGCGAACACAGAGCCCUCUCAUUGUCAUGCUUCAUCGGAACACCACCACCAACACUCCCUCCUUUGGAUCUCUGCUUGCAUUCAAGCCUCGUCAAGUUCUCCUUGCUCAGCAUAAUAAUCCACCAACACCCACAACUUCGAUGGACCAAACGGAACUGAAAGGCAAUCUUCACGAACUCAUACUUGAUUACCUUCAUCGCAACGGCUUCUCUAAAACCCUUAAACGGUUUCAGUCAGAAGCUCAAAUUCAGACUGAUGCCUGGAAGGCUUCUUCACUUCAUUUGGAGGACAUGUUUUGCAAACAUAAUGCCUGCAAUGCUGACACUAAUAAGAACACUAGCGAGAAACCAGUGUUAGGAAAUGAUGAAGUUACGUCCAAGAAAAAGAAGAAAAAAGCUAUUGUCGAGAAUGACGAUUAUGCUAUUAAAGAUCAAUCAGAAGUCACUGGUAAAAAGAUAAAGGAAUCUAGUAAGAAUGUCGGUCAAAUAUCAAAAGAUAUUACAGUCAACGAACCAGAAACACAACCAAAAAAGAAGAAAACCAAGCAUGAUUUGGUUUCUUCAACCGGCGGAUCGAAAACAGUUGAUUUAACCAAGAAAAAUAAGGACAAGAUGAAAAAGGAUAUUGAAAAAGUUAACUUAGAGCCGUCUACUACUAACGAAGAUGAGUUAGUAACUGCACAAAAAGAGAAAAAGAAAUCAAGCACCGAUGAAAAGGAGAAAAAGAGUUCCAAGAAAAGAAAACGAUCAUCUUCUGAUGAAAACAAAAAUGAAAAUGUAUCUGCUGAGAUAACAAUUAGUGAAGAACUCAAGCGCCAAAAGACUGAAACGUCAAAAGAAAAAAAUAGCCGAAAGGAAGAAAUCAACGCUUUAGAAACAUCUAAUGAACAGUUUGAUGGAGAGACGAAUGGGAAACUCGAAAAAGAUGGAGUAAAAUCCAAGAAAAAACAACGUAAUGUUACAGCAGAGCCAAAGACGGUCAAUGCAUUUCAAAGGGUGAAAAUCGAUGAAGUUGAAUUCGCUCACGAUAAAUUGCAAGAUAAUUCGUAUUGGGCAAAGGGUGGCGCAGAGAUAGGUUACGGUGCUAAAGCACAGGAAGUUCUGGGUCAAGUGCGAGGGAGGGAUUUUCGGCACGAGAAGACAAAGAAGAAGCGGGGAAGCUAUAGGGGAGGGCUAAUCGAUCAACAAUCGCACUCCAUAAAGUUUAAUUAUUCUGAUGAAGAGUGAUUUUUUGCAAGGCAUUUAUUUAAAUUAAAUGCUACAAUUUUUACAUUUGCAAUAUCACAAGAUUUUCAGUUUUAUAAUUUCCUUUGCCUUCAUUUAUGCUCUAGCCUUUCUAGCUUACAAUACGACUAGGAGUGUAAACGAGCCAAGUUGGGCCUGACUUGAGCUUGUUUAAGCUUGCGAUCUCGUGCUCGGCCUGUCUAACAUAUGAGAGUUCGGGGUCGGCUCGUUGCAAGCUCUGAUUCUAAAGCUUGAGAGCCCAGCUUGGGUUUGACUCGUUUAUUAUUUAUAGUUAGUUGUAAGUUGUGAUCUCGUACUCGAUGUGUCUAACAUAUGAUAGUUCGGGAUUGGCUCUUUGCAAGCUCUGAUUCUAAAGCUUGAGCUCAAUUUUGGUUUGACUCGUUUAUUAUUUAUUUAUCAGUUGUAAUUA
Molecule: messenger RNA, 1749 nt
Organism: Helianthus annuus (common sunflower)
Lineage: Eukaryota; Viridiplantae; Streptophyta; Magnoliopsida; Asterales; Asteraceae
Product: nucleolar and coiled-body phosphoprotein 1
Exons: 7
Coding region: 123-1322 (399 amino acids)
Molecular function (GO): protein binding
Source: RefSeq, a predicted model, not a curated record